AUGGCGGCGAGUCCGUCAGCCGCAGUGGCGGCGGAGGCAAUGGGGCGCUCCGCGCCGGCGCCGUCAGCCGCCUUCAAUCUUAACGCGCUCGCCGUGCCCGACCCUGCAGCGCUACCGCUGCCAGGUGCGCUGCAGAUUGCCUCGCGAGGUGGAUCCAACUUAAACGGCAUCGCCUGCUCCACCUCGACCGCCCUUGCCGCCGCUAGAAGCGCCGAAACAGCCGGGGAGCCGGCUUCGAGCGCGCGUUUCCCCGGAUCUCUGCCCCCCGUGCGGUCCACCGCCGUCCCCUCGCUCCUUCCGCCCGUUUGGCCCGCCGCUGCCGUGCCGCGCGGUCAGCUUGGCGCGCUGCUCGCAUCGUCCCUCCCUGCCAUGGCCUUCCCCGCCACGACCAUGCAUGGCGCACCCAACGCCACGCCCAGUAGUGCGAGCUCGCCUCUGCUGCCACACGCGCCCGCUUCCACGGCCGCUCAUCGCGCCGUCGCCCCGCCAGCGCACCGGGUCGACCACACCGCGCUCGCACUUCCACCCGCACAACCCUCACCGCCUCUCGCCUCCCCCACUGCCCCACUCGCCUCAGUCACCCGUCAACCGCACACACACUCGCUCGCCGCUGCAGCUACCGCCGGUUGCUCCCCCGCGCCCUCGCACCCGCCGUUGCACGCCCUCGCCACUCCGCCCCCACCGCCUGCUCCCCCUCCGUCCGCCCUCUGCCGCGCUGGCCCAGCGCAGGCGAUUCUCAAUGCCGUGGGGGUGGCGCGCACGAGCGCGGCGGGCGAAAAGGGUGCCAGGGGGGUGCACGCGGCAAGGGGAGGGGCAGAACCAGUUGAAGGCGCGGAGGAGGGGUGCGAGGGAGAUGGGGUGGUGCAGGGUGGAGCAGUGCAUGGGAGGGCGAUUCCCUCGACAGCGAGGCGAGGAGGCGAGGGUGUGGCAAUGGUGGCACACGGGGAUGGCCCAUGGCACCACGUACAAGCACCGGGAGAAAGCAAGGGCGAAGCAGGAGAAGGAAAGGUUGGAGAAGGGGAGACGCAGGGGCGAGGAGGUGCAGGCAGCAGGCAGCCCAGUGCGCAGGUGCUCUCCCCCAGGGCGCGGCCUCGCCCUGCACUGCACACGUGCGCAGCGGCGCCCCACACGGCCCUGUAUGCAGCACUGCCCCGCACCACGGGUGCCACGCCCAGCAGCAGAGGUGGCACAGCAGUGGGGGAGGAGGCGCAGCGGGCAGUUGGUCGUACUGGCGAUGCGCUGUGCGUGGCAGCGCCACAGCCCCACGCGCCUGCACCUGCUGCCACUGCUGCCGCACUGGCUGUGCCUGUGCAGUGUGCAACAGCAGGUGUGGUGGUGGAUGGCGAGAAACGCCCCAGCGGUUGUGUGGGCGCAGGUGGUGUGGCGCUGCAGUGCACGGGACAGGCGGGUGCGGCAGGCACGAGGGCGAGCGAGCACGUGUGGGUGCAGCAGUGGGGGCGGGCAGAGGGGCAUGUGGCGCCCCAGGUGCUGGGGGGAGGCGCACUCGUGAAGGUGGGCAGCGCAGGGGGCUUUGCCACGCGGUACUUCUCGCACCCUCUGCACGGCAGCAGCGCAGUGCAGGGAAGUCUGGCCGCACUGGAGUGCUACCCUGGGGGGGCUGCUGCCGGACAUGGGUUGGCGGAUCCAGGCGCUGUGUGGAGGGAAGGGGCGGAUGGCGGGUGGAGGGUUAGGGUCGAUAGGCAUGGUGGCAAGCGCAAGGAGAGAGAGGGAGUGGAGGUAGAGGGCGUGGGGUGGGGGGAAAGAGGGGCAGAAGGGGCAUGUCAUGAGGAAAGGGCGGGGAUGGUGGAGAGGUGCAGCGCAGGGAGGGAGAUGAUGUGUGUUGCAGGUGGUGGCAUUGCUCGCAUGCAGCAUCGCAGCAUGGCACACGCUGCUGCUGCUGCUGAUCAUUCGCAGGAAGGCAUGGAGGGUGGGGGUGCUGGUGGCGGGCGUGGUGAGUGUGGUGGCACGCCAGGGUGCGGGACAUGUGAGGUGGAUCAGGGAGGGCAGGGGCAGGUGAGGGAGCAGCAUGAGGUGGUGCGAGGGCAAGGGGAGGUGGCAGCAGCUGAGGAAGCAGAGGAGGCAGCAGAGGAGAGCAUUCUGGUACAGCUGUUGAAGAAGCAGCUGCUCUCACUGGCUGAAGCCAUUGCCACGCAUGAUGAUAUGCGGGCGCGCUUCCUGCUGCAGCACCUGUGGCAGGAGGUGGACCCCGUGGGCUCGCCCAUGCAGCGCACCGCCUUCUACUUCGUGCGCGCUCUCUCCGCCAGAGCCACCGCCACCGCACACCUGCUGCACACACCCUCCAUGCCGCAGGUGGGUGCGUGCUGCAGGUGGGUGCGUGCUGCAGGUGGGUGCGUGCUGCAGGUGGGUGCGUGCUGCAGGUGGGUGCGUGCUGCAGGUGGGUGCGUGCUGCAGGUGGGUGCGUGCUGCAGGUGGGUGCGUGCUGCAGGUGGGUGCGUGCUGCAGGUGGGUGCGUGCUGCAGGUGGGUGCGUGCUUCAGGUGGGUGCGUGCUGCAGGUGGGUGCGUGCUGCAGGUGGGUGCGUGCUGCAGGUGGGUGCGUGCUGCAGGUGGGUGCGUGCUGCAGGUGGGUGCGUGCUGCUGCAGGUGGGUGCGUGCUGCAGGUGGGUGCGUGCUGCAGGUGGGUGCGUGCUGCAGGUGGGUGCGUGCUGCAGGUGGGUGCGUGCUGCAGGUGGGUGCGUGCUGCAGGUGGGUGCGUGCUGCAGGUGGGUGCGUGCUUCAGGUGGGUGCGUGCUGCAGGUGGGUGCGUGCUGCAGGUGGGUGCGUGCUGCAGGUGGGUGCGUGCUGCAGGUGGGUGCGUGCUGCAGGUGGGUGCGUGCUGCAGGUGGGUGCGUGCUGCAGGUGGGUGCGUGCACGCACAGGGCGUCGUCUCUCACUCGUCCACAAGCAGCUUGGAGGUGGAUAACGCCCUGGCGUCUGUGCUCGCAGCCGCGCCCCUGCGCCACUUCCUCUCCUGCUCCGCCACCCAUGCCCUGCACCUCGCCCUCAUGCCCGCCCUCACACACCCCCAUGCGCACCCACACGCCUCCACUGCCCACCACGCUGCCCGUGCUGCUGCCGCUGACAGUGUGGGAACGGGAAUGGCAGUGAGUGAAGGACAGCGGCGUGUGGAGAGAGAAGGAACAGUGAAGGGGAUGACGUUGCAGCAGGAGCAGGAGAGGCAGGGGAGCAGCACGGAGGAGGGCGAGGAGAGACCUGCGGAGCAGCAGGAAGCUGAGAGGUGUUGGGAGGAGGGAAGGGCGAAAACUGUUGGUGAGGAUGAGGAAGGUGAGGGAACAGAGAGGGAGGGGAGUAUUUUCAGGGAUGAAGGCAGUGCGAGGGGCCGUGGAGGAAGCAGCUUGUGUGGCACGGAGAAGCUGGGCGGUGGAGUGGCAUGUGUGCGUGACCCAGCAUCCCAUGCAAAUGAGAAGCACACGAGCGUGCACCCGCCGUCGCCACGUGCGUUGUGUGCCCCCCUGGCAGUGCACGUGGUGGACCUGGGCCAGCACCAUGCUGCACACUGCCACGCCCUUCUCGCCGCGCUCACUGCAUGUGCGCCGCAGCACCGCCCCGUGUCACUGCGCCUCACUAUAGUGCACCUGCUCCAUGCCCACCCCGCCUCCCCCUGCACACCCCCCUUGCUGCCUUCACACCACGGCAGCAGCGCUGACACGGACUCACCUGCAUGUGCGGGCCUUGCUGCUGCUGCACCAGCUGCACCUGCCACGUCCUGUGCGGAACACGUUUACGCGCUUGCCUCCCGCGCUGCCGUACCACCUGCAGCUCACGACACUGAAGGCGUGGCCCCCAGCCUCGCUGGCACCGGCUGUGCUGCAGUGGAUGCUGCAUGGGGGCCCGUGCCUGGUGGGGCUGCACAGCCCAUGCUGCCUGCACGCGCACCACCCAGUAACCCUGAUGCUACUGCUCUGCCUGGUGCUGGCGACCAAGGCGCAGACGGUGCUGCAGCUGCAUCGCUGCUGGUGCAGCAGGUGCAGGAGGUGGCGCGUGGGUUAGGCAUGCAUGUGAGCGUGCGUGCAGUGCAGGUGGGCAUGCAGGGGGUGACACGCGAGGCGCUGGGCGUGCAGGAGGGGGAGGUGCUGCUGGUGCGAGCCGCCCUGCUGCUGCAGCAGCUGUGCGAUGCCUCUGUCAUCCGAGCCAACCCCCGCGACUCGCUGCUUCAGGCCAUCCACGCACUACGGCCACUACUGGUGACAGUGACGGAGCAGGAGGUGGGGCUCAACUCGCCCUUCUUCCUCAGCCGCUUCCGAGAGGCCCUGGAGCAUUACUCAGCAUGGUUUGACUGCCUGCACGCGCCCUCCUGCCCGGCGUCACAGGCACAGCGCGGGGUGCUGGAGGCGCAGGUGCUGGGGGCGGGCAUCAGCAACAUUGUGGCCAGCGAGGGCAUCCAUCGCCGCAUGCGCCCCGAGCACCUGCACGCCUGGCACACGCGUGCCAUGCGCCUGGGCUUUGAUGUGGUGCCCAUCAGUGGGGAUGUUCUCAAACCCAUGGCAACUGCCAUGGACACCAGCAGCGAGGGCCUUGAAGUCCAAAUCAGGCAAGGCGCAGCGGUGCUCGUGUGGAAGGGCUGUCCCUUGCUCUCAACGUUUGUCUUAAAGCCAAGUGAGGGAGCAACUGCAUCUUCUACCGGUACAUGA
Molecule: messenger RNA, 4650 nt
Organism: Closterium sp. NIES-65
Lineage: Eukaryota; Viridiplantae; Streptophyta; Zygnematophyceae; Desmidiales; Closteriaceae
Source: the annotation of a GenBank genome assembly